AAAAAUCAUGUCGAAUCGAGUAACCUCCUCGUUUUCGAAGUCGGUUAAGAAGUCCUCUCGUCGCAUUAUCGCCAACGUUUCGAAGCCAUGUCCUUUAUUGUCCCGUGACGCGCUUCCGCGCUGAAGUGACGUACAUUGUUGCAUUAUUAAUUCACGAACAUUUUACAUUCUUAAAUUGCAUUUUCUCCCUAGGCCCGUAAAUUGUCGCAACAGCUCUUCGCACUGCGUUAUAUCGAUGAUCAAGCAUCGUUAGAUUAAGUGGUUCGUUUAAAAAACGCUAGUUCUGCACGAGUAAACGACGAUAAGAUCGGAGUUUACGCGCAUCGUCGCCGGUAAGUAACUUCGCGUUUGCAUGGUCGUCGGUUAAGUUACGUGGUACGCGUUCGGUCGAAACCAACCUCGCUUUUCGAUAGAAUUUAUUUUGGUAAAUAAUUGCUCGCUUUUGUGUUUAACGUCUAACGAUGAUAACAAAUUUCGGGAAAAUUGAACAUUUGAAUCGACGUCAAACAUGGCGGCCGUUGCACGCGUCGGACUUCGAGUCGCUGAUGUACCCUAAUUUCUGCAUUAGCUUCAUCCUUGGGCUUUUCCCUUACAAGUACGAAUCGUCCAGAUACGUGAUCUCGCGAGCACGCUUUCUCUGGUGCACCUUUACGGUUCUCGUUCUCGUAGCUUUCGUAUCCAUUACGCUUUACCAAAUAAACUUUGGCACUCUUAUGCACUUGCACGCACCCGGUGCGAUACACGGAAACGUUCACGUAUUCCUUGGCGGAGGCACGAUCGUGGUAUCGUACAUUCUUACUAAACGGAGAUUGCGAGUUCUUCGGAAUCUCGUGAGAACGUCACAGAUAUUAACGCCAAAAGAGUUCAACGAUCUCGCGAAGCUUUUUCAUACGAAGGACAUUCUUGGUUUCCUGUUUCUGGUCGUUCAUUUCCCGAAUUGUUUUAAAGAAACUACCUACGAUACCGCGCGACAGUUCUCUGUAUUGUACAUAGUGCUGACAACCUUAUCGUUGGACAUGUUUUACAUGAAUUGCGUAUGUAUUCUGAGAGCCUGCUUUGGUAAAAUUAACGAAGGGCUUAGACAGUUAAACGCGCCUACAACGAACAAUGAAUUUAACGCGGAAACAAGGAAGAAGGCUCUGCGUAACGAACAAAAGAGCACGCUGUUGUUGACGAGGUUGAAAAAUUUGGAGGAGACGCAUCUGCGGACCAGCGAUGCCGUUCGAUUGAUAAAUCAAACGUUUUUCAUACACACCGCUAUAUUAACAACUAUAACGUUCUCCGUCGUCACCUUCAAUCUGUAUUUUUUCUACCUAUGGGUAAACGGAGUCUCUACCGUGGAAGUAGCUACGAAUUUUUGGUAUUUAAAAUUCCUCUCGAGCGUGUUUUUUUACACAAUAAAAUUCACGAUGUUGGUUUGGGCUUGCGAAACUACGAAAAAUCAAGCGGUGGAAAUCGGUGCUACCAUUCACGAUGCUCUUAGCAGUACCACCGACGCGUUGGUGAAACACGAGUUGCAGUUAUUUUCUUUUCAAGUACUGCACCAAGACAACACCUUCUCUGCUAGAAUAGUUACGUUGAACGCAGCGCUUCUUACGCAGAUGGCCGGAGGCGUUGUGAUGUAUAUCUUGAUACUGUUCCAGUUUCUGAUGAACUCGAUACACUGUAAGACAUACAUUUAACAAAUUGUCCGAAGUUACGCACAGUCUUAUAUGUCGGUCUUACAACAUUUCUCUGAUACAUGUUUAAUUGUUUAAAUUAAUAAAUUUAAUACAACCGUAAAAGGUCACAUAAAGUUACUUGUUAUUUAUUUAAAGUUCUCGUUAUGCCUAAACAUAAAAAUAUAAAAUGGCGGUACAUG
Messenger RNA from Hylaeus volcanicus, 1861 nucleotides. RefSeq lists its product as uncharacterized. The record is from RefSeq and is a predicted model, not a curated record. The coding region runs from base 462 to 1682 and encodes 406 amino acids. Gene Ontology annotation, cellular component: dendrite; membrane; axon. Lineage: Eukaryota; Metazoa; Arthropoda; Insecta; Hymenoptera; Colletidae. The transcript is spliced from 3 exons. Gene Ontology annotation, biological process: sensory perception of taste.